GGGGCGGCUGGCGGGCCGCGGGCGGGCGGGCGGCGGGGCCGGGCCGGGGCCGGGGCCGGCCACGAUGCCCCGGCGCAAGCAGAGCCACCCGCAGCCGGUGAAGGCGGACGCCGAGGACGGCCCCGAGGAGACGGCGGGAGCGGCGCUGGUGCUGCCCGGCGACCUGCUGCUGGGCCGCGGCCUGGCCUGCGAGAAGGGACCGCCAGCAGAGGCCCUGGUGGGGAAGAUCGCCAUCCCGGCGUACACGCUGAGCGACGACGACUGCUCCUCUGGGUACCAGCAGCUGAGCGUGGAGAGCGACCCUGAGGAGGGCGGUGAGCCCGGCCCCGCGGCGCUGCCCUGCCGCCAGUGCGGGCUGCAGCUGGCCGCCAGCCUGGGGCAGAGCUGCAUGCAGUGUGCCGGCACCGAGGGCAGCCGCAACCAGCGCAUUGUCUACUCCUGCCAGCUCUGCCCCUUCGCCUCCCACUACUCCAGCCACCUCAAGCGCCACAUGAAGACACACAACGGGGAGAAGCCGUUCGCAUGCCCGCAGUGUGCCUACGCCUCGGCCCAGCUGGUGAACCUGACCCGCCACCUGCGCACACACACGGGGGAGAAGCCCUACCGCUGCACGGGCUGCAGCUUUGCCUGCAGCAGCCUGGGCAACCUCAAACGCCACGAGCGGGUCCACAGCCAGGACAAGCCCUUCCAGUGUGCCGCCUGCGACUACCGCUGCAACCAGAGCCGCAACCUGAAGCGGCACAUGCUCAGCCACCGCCUGCCUGAAGGUGAAGGGCCACACCAGCAGGACAAGGAUCCAGAGCCGCUGCUGCCGGAGCUGAACCUGCACAUGGGUAGCGGUACCGGCCCCUUCCUGCCCGGCUGCGCUCGGCUGCGGGGCGAGGAGUCGGCCGCGCUGCCCGAGCUGCUCUUUCCCUUCACAUGCCGCAUGUGCGGGCUGGUGCUGGAUGAUGGGUUCGCGCAGGACGAGGGCCUGGCCGAGCAGGUCUGUGGCCGCUGCAGCCUGGCGGUGCUGGGCACUGAACCGGGCUCCAGCCCCCGCAAAGGCACUGGGGACAAAGGCUUUGCCUGCAGCCUCUGCCCCUUUGUCACUCACUACCCCAACCACUUGGCACGGCACAUGAAGACGCACAGCGGGGAGAAGCCGUUUGCCUGCCCGCUCUGCCCCUAUGCCUCCGCCCACCUCGACAACCUGAAGCGGCACCAGCGCGUGCACACGGGCGAGAAGCCCUACAAGUGCCAGCUCUGCGACUACGCCUGCGGCAACCUGGCCAACCUCAAGCGCCAUGGGCGCAUCCACUCGGGUGACAAGCCCUUCCAGUGCAGCCUCUGCAGCUACAGCUGCAACCAGAGCAUGAACCUGAAGCGACACAUGCUGCGGCACACGGGUGAGAAGCCCUUCCAGUGCCGGGACUGCUCCUACACCACUGGCCACUGGGACAACUACAAGCGUCACCAGAAGAUCCAUGGCCACACGGCUGAGAGCUGGGUCAACCCACGCAAUGCCAAAGCCCUCCUGGCACCUCCUGCCGUGGGCACAGCCCUGCCCUGAGACAGCACUUAGCCCGGCUGCAGGGGCUCGGCCCCGCGCCGGGCCCUGGGGGUGCCUCGGUCAUGGGGCCUCCCAGCCCCUUGCCGUCUGUGGCCCCUACCCUCCCUGGGGGAGAAGAUGGGCAGCAAACUCUGCGGGGGCUCAGGGCUGCCUUAAGCAGGGCCAGCAGCCGUGCCAGGGUCUCCUGCAGCCCUAUCCUUCCUGGGCAGGGCGAAGCCACGACCAGCGGUUCUGCCAGGCGUGGGUGCCUGCCCCAGCUGCGGCGGUGCCGUGCCCCCAGGCACUGUGCGGAGCGGCACCUGCCUGUUCCUGCCUGCCAGAGCCUUCCUCUGCCAGAGCCCGGGGAAAGGGGGGAGGGGGGAACAGGACUGGUUCCGUGGCUGUUGCCAUGCCAGUCAGUGUAAUUUAUAUUGUGUAUAAAAGCAUUAAACAGUC
Messenger RNA from Cygnus olor (mute swan), 1987 nucleotides. It is a transcript of the gene ZNF513, whose product is annotated as zinc finger protein 513. The transcript has 4 exons. Gene Ontology annotation, biological process: regulation of cytokine production; regulation of immune system process; negative regulation of transcription by RNA polymerase II. Gene Ontology annotation, molecular function: RNA polymerase II cis-regulatory region sequence-specific DNA binding; DNA-binding transcription factor activity, RNA polymerase II-specific. The record is from RefSeq and is a predicted model, not a curated record. Bases 65 to 1552 code for a protein of 495 amino acids. NCBI's taxonomy places the organism in Eukaryota, Metazoa, Chordata, Aves, Anseriformes, Anatidae.